This is a messenger RNA of Suillus discolor, 1769 nucleotides long. RefSeq names its product glycoside hydrolase family 16 protein. Lineage: Eukaryota; Fungi; Basidiomycota; Agaricomycetes; Boletales; Suillaceae. Gene Ontology annotation, molecular function: hydrolase activity, hydrolyzing O-glycosyl compounds. The transcript is spliced from 6 exons. The record is from RefSeq and is a predicted model, not a curated record. Bases 414 to 1661 code for a protein of 415 amino acids. Gene Ontology annotation, biological process: glucan catabolic process.
GUGCCGUAGCCACAAAAACCACAAUGACAAUGGUUGCUGCCUUCAAAUCUCCAAGUUUUCUUCUGUUGCUUUUAAUCUCUCUUCCUUAUAGACUUGCGCCAGCGUACGGUUGAACCGUUCCUUAGACUCGUAGGACCCUUAACGUUUCAAAGCGCCUGACCGGCCUCGUGUUUUUAAAAGGCCGAGGCAGUUCCGAGUGAGGCAGACUCAUUUUCGAAUUCAAAUAAGCAGAACGGGUUUAUCGCGUGUAGCUCGCUUGAUAAGGCUCAAUAAGUUUCUUCGCUGCUCACGCUCUAGAUCGUGGCCCGGUGCUUCGAUCAUUUGUGAGCUCUUUUAAUCGCAGAGCACGUUCAUCUGUCCACUAGACCCCCACACCCCCAUCUAAUUACCGCCCUCACGAAUCACGACUCCCAAUGUACACUUUCCUUCUGCUCAUUGCUCUUGCACUCGCCCCUGUGCCCCUGGUGCAAGGGAAAUCAUUAGUUCUCACCCAUGCCCACAAGGCCGCCGUCAAACGCAGCGCUGGCCUCGCGCGCGACCUCCGCGUGGCGUUCGGGGGCAUCCUGACCACACAGCCCAGUUCCUCAUCCAAUCUGAACAUCUACUGCGUUGGCUCCGAUGGGGAGGGUGUCAGCAUGCCUUCGUCUGGCAAUUCAUCUUCGUCCCCAAACAUGAACGGAAAUGCGACUUCCACUGGAACGGCUGCGCCGUCAAGUACCAGUGUUGCAUCAUCAUCUUGGAAGGCAACAAAUAGUUACAGUGGGCAAACAUUCUUCAACGGCUGGAGCUUCUUCACUGCGGCAGACCCGACAAAUGGGAAUGUUCAGUAUGUAGAUCAAACCACCGCUCAGAGCGCAGGCCUCAUCGAGAUUAACUCGAACGGGAACGCCGUGAUGCGUGUUGAAACAACGCCACAAGUCCAGACUAAUCGGCAGAGUGUGCGAAUUACGACUCAAGCCACGUUCGAUGGUGGCUUGGUUGUGAUGGACGCCGUGCAUAUGCCUACUGGAUGUGCAACGUGGCCUGCCUUUUGGACCAAUGGCCCUAAUUGGCCAGCCGGAGGCGAGAUCGACAUCAUCGAGGGCGUGAACAACUACACGAACAAUCAAGCAACAAUUCACACUAACCCAGGAUGUACAUUACCCUCCACCGGCAGUGCCUUGCUUAAUAUGUCUGGUACAUUGGUUGCGUCUACUGAUUGCUCAGCAGCUCAGACUGGUAACCAGGGGUGUGGAAUUCGUUCUAACUCGAGCGUCUCGUUUGGAUCGGGGUUCAAUGGAAUUGGUGGCGGUGUUUAUGCUAUGCUCUGGGACAACUCCGGCAUUAAAGUAUACUUUUUCCCUCGUGGAUCAAUACCAUCAGAUAUCUCUGCAGGAGCACCACAGCCUCAGAAUUGGUCCGCUCCUAUGGCCUACUGGCCCUCAACGGAUUGCAAUCCAUAUCAAUAUUUCAAUACCCAUUCCGCUAUUUUCGAUACCACGCUUUGUGGUGACUGGGCAAGCGGCGUUUGGACCAGCACAGGCGUGCCUGGGCAAGCAGUGAGCUGCGCACAACAGACUGGUUUCUCGACAUGCUCGGCAUUCGUUCAGGCUAGUGGUGGCUCGUUCAGCCAAGCUUACUGGGAAGUGUCCAGCGUUACGAUCUACCAGAACACAUCAUGAAAUAUUCACGACACUGCAUGAAACACAGACUUGUUAUAGAUGUAUCGUUGUAUUUGCUAGGAUGUAUAUUGUAGCACUACGUCUGGAAUUACACGGCCACACACGCCA